AUGAACUAUAGCUUCAAUUGGGACAUGUUCCCAUCCACGGCUCUUGAGGCGUCUCGCUUGCUGACGCCUUUAGGAUGCCUUAUCCAGAAGUCAUCAGUGAAGGUUCCAACGUUCAACUCGUUUCCCAUGAAAUGCCUUCUGUGUGGAGCCACCACGAGCAUCUUCACCGAGAUUGACCAAACGGGCAAUGUAUUUUGUUGUCCAUUCUGCCUUAAAAGAUCCCCUUUACCGAAGAAGGCAGAAUCUUCAACUGGGCUGGACGUUGUUCCUCAGAACGAGACUGUGGACUACAUCAUACCCAACGACAUUGCACAGCCAAUUGGCUCGAGGGGCCCGGUCGUAUUAUUUGUGGUUGACUUAUACCAGCAAGUUGACUGUCCUGAAGAAUUCACAGCGUUGAAGAAACAUUUGACGGACUCUAUCUCCAAGCUCUCAACAGAAACGUCGGUGGGGCUCAUUUCCUUUGCUAAUACAGUCACUCUUCAUGGACAGAAGGAGGUUUUAUUCUCAUUAGACAAACUAGUACCGGCAAACUACAACUUUGCCAGUAUUCUCGGCGAUAAACCUGUUGUUGCCAAAAUACUACUGAUGAUCGCUGAAUCCUCAAGUACCAACAUUUGGAAAGGUCUGCAAGCUUUGCAGUCAGGGUACUUUAGCUCGCCCAAAGAAGCAAUAGAGCAGGUGGAAAGACUUCGCCCAAAUCUAACAAGAUCUUUCAAACCAGAGCGUUCCUCAGGCUUUGCUCUUUUGAUAGCUACAUUGCUUAUCCUGGCUGCAAGCUCAGCACUGCUUCUUGGUAAAGUGAAAUAUUUUUCUUCAGGUCCUUGCACAAUUGGGCCAGGGAGCGUUGUUAAUACCCUGGAAUCAAUGAGGACCCAUGAUGACAUCGCUAACCUUAAAGCUAGUCAUUUUGUGGGGGCCUCAAAAUUCUAUAAGGCCCUUUCAUACAUUGGAUGUGGUUACACAAUUGAUCAAUCCUACAGUGCUGCAUUUACUGCCGGUGGCUCACUAACAGACUACAAUGUUGGUAAGACUUCUUCAAGAUUCUCCUUCGACUUGUUCUUCGGGUCUCUUGAUCAGGUGGGCUUGUAUGAAAUGUGCUCCCUAUCGUCAGGAACAGGUGGAGCUGUCAUAUUCAGUGAUGGGUUUGUUACUCAUUCUUUUGGAAAGAAGCUCCAGGCUGUUUCUGAAGACCCCUCUACACAAGAUUGCAUUUUAACGGUCCAUACUUCGCCAGGAUUGAAGGUGUCUUACACACUUUCUUAUGGUACUCCAUAUCAGUCCUCAUAUCAAUCAGGAGAUCAGACUAGCUAUCAUCACGAUCGCAUUUCCGAUAAUAUUUCUGGCUUUGAGUCACUGUUGAAAAAGAGACAUUUUACUAACAAAUGGUACCUCGGGGAAGUCAGAGAUUCUGUCGGGUGCGUUCUUUUUGAGAUAGAUCCAUCAAGUUUGAAAAGUUCAACUUUGAAAGAUGUCUUUAUCCAAUUUGAGCUAGAGUUCUGGGACUCUGAACUUCAGCAGAGAGUGAUAAGGAGUACCACUCUUAAGAAGCCCACUACAAGAAGCGUUUUCGGCAGUACUGAGGAAAGCAAAAAGAAACUAUCCAGCAAAAUUAAUGAAAACGCUAGACAAAAGGCCCUUCUAACAAACUUUAACCCAGAGGCCUGGAUCACAAUACUAACUAGAUUAUUGAUCAGCAAAAUCGACACAACAUUAGGUUUUGAAUCGUUCGAAGAGGUGAUCAAUAUUUUGGAUGUGACACUUAUGAAGAUUGCCAAGUUUUUUGGUGUGAUGAAGGAGCAAAUCUCAAACUGUAGCAAUCCGUUUGAAAAUCUUAAGACCCUUUAUUCAAUCGACGACCAUUUCAAAAAAUUGCCCAUUCUUGGUUAUUACUUGAGAAAGAACCCACAGCUUAUCUCAAUUUUCAACAGCUCUCCAGAUGAAACAGCUUACUAUCAUCAUAUUUUCAUGGGUCUUCUGACAGACGAAUCUUGCAUUAUGAUCCAACCAAAUCUAUACGAAGUCGUGGAUGACAGAUUAGAAAAGCGGCCAUUAGAGACUACAACUGUCCAAUUGAUCAAAGAUCGUCGGUUUUUUGUAUUGGAUACAUUCCAUACCGUUACCAUUUAUUUGCAUACCCAAAAAGAUAAGCUUCGCCUCCACAGCUCAGACAACGACGAUAUAGUAUACGAGAGGAAGAUUGAAGAGGUCAACAACAUCAUUGACAUAAUUCAUUCUGAGACAUUCACAGUCAAGAUUCCUUUUGUCACGCCUACUGCCACCAAAUAA
This is a messenger RNA of Candidozyma haemuli, 2289 nucleotides long. RefSeq lists its product as uncharacterized. The record is from RefSeq and is a predicted model, not a curated record. The transcript has 2 exons. Gene Ontology annotation, molecular function: zinc ion binding; GTPase activator activity. Gene Ontology annotation, biological process: intracellular protein transport; COPII-coated vesicle cargo loading; endoplasmic reticulum to Golgi vesicle-mediated transport. Gene Ontology annotation, cellular component: endoplasmic reticulum exit site; COPII vesicle coat. NCBI's taxonomy places the organism in Eukaryota, Fungi, Ascomycota, Pichiomycetes, Serinales, Metschnikowiaceae. The coding region runs from base 1 to 2289 and encodes 762 amino acids.